Messenger RNA from Leucoraja erinaceus (little skate), 2118 nucleotides. Its product is annotated as cytochrome c oxidase assembly factor 7. The coding region runs from base 195 to 893 and encodes 232 amino acids. Gene Ontology annotation, molecular function: protein binding. The record is from RefSeq and is a predicted model, not a curated record. Gene Ontology annotation, cellular component: mitochondrial intermembrane space. NCBI's taxonomy places the organism in Eukaryota, Metazoa, Chordata, Chondrichthyes, Rajiformes, Rajidae. The transcript has 3 exons.
CAUGAGCGAAUACUUGCAGUGACGCUCUCGAUGAAUGGCGAUGGAGGAUGCAGGAAGUUCAGACGCGGGGGCUGGGAACGUGAGUCGCUUCAUGUGAAGGGUCAGAAAGGCGGUGCUUCCAGGAGCUUGUCCUUGGAGCCAAGCGUGGAGCUGCAGGUCGGCGUGGGUCGGAGGCUGAUCCCUUCUCCACAGUGAUGAUGUCGAGCCUUAUUAAUUUCCAAAAUGAAACAGAAGUUAAAGAGUUCCUGGACAAUCUGGGCAUCGAAUACAGUUACCAGUGCCGCAAGGAGAAGGACCCGGAAGGAUGUCAACGACUUGCUGAUUAUUUGGAAGGAAUUAAAAAAAACUACGAGGCAGCUGCUGAGAUAUUGAAACACAACUGUGAGAAAAACCAUCAUGGAGAAAGCUGCUAUAAGCUCGGUACUUACUAUGUGACUGGAAAAGGUGGAUUACAACAAAAUAUGAAGACUGCAUAUGAAUGCUUUGUUAAAUCGUGUGAGAAAGGUGGUAAGAAGUCAAUUGACGCCUGCCAUAAUGCUGCACUGUUGGCUCAUGAUGGACAAGUAUUCGAUAAUAAACCAAACUCCGUAAAAGCCAGAGAUUAUUACACCAGAUCCUGCAAUGGAAACUUUGUAGCUAGCUGCUUUAAUCUAAGUACUCUGUAUAUCCAGGGAGCUCCAGGUGUGACCAAGGACAUGGCUCAGGCCAUGAAAUAUUCUCUUAAAGCAUGUGAGUUAGGUCACAUCUGGGCUUGUGCAAACACAAGUCGAAUGUACAAGUUAGGAGAAGGUGUAUCUAAAGAUGAUGAAAAGGCAGAACUUUUCAAAAAAAGAGCUAAAGAUCUACAUAGAGAGCAAAAUGAAUUUUCACAGCAAUUAAAGUUUGGACAAUGAUAUCAAAUUCUAGUGUAAACUUGAUUUUUCUUGGUGGAAUAUAUUUGCUUCAAAAAUGAUCAAACAAACUUUGGGCAAAACAGAAUUGGGCCUAUAUGUGGCAUAACCCUCAAACUUUCUAACGAUUCACAUAUUAAGCGUGAAAGUCUCCUUGGGUAUAAAAUGAAAACUGCAUCCAAGGUUGAAGACAUUUUUGAUACCUACUACAGAAUCCUGAGGGGCCCUGGCUCAGGGCUUCAUCAGGUCAGCAACUUUCAAUGGGUUCAUCCAAACUAAACUCCACGCGGUGCAUCUGUAGCCCACAGGUGGUACAUGCCAACCUGUAGUAAUAGGACUUCUGAUGGUCUGCUCUCAUGGAAAUUAUAAGCCCACCCAGUACUGAGAGCCACCUUCAAAAGUAAGUCCAAAAAACGUAAACCUCUAGGCUGCCAUCUGUUCAGUUUCCCUCAAUGCCUCAAUCUUGCUUCCAGAGGCAGCUAUUCAUGAUCAUAUCCCCAUUCUAAUGGUCCAGCCGCCCGGUUCUGAACACUUGCCACCAUUCCAACCAGCCUCUCUGUCACCUACAAUCCAGACCAACUUCUCUAACUUCAGAUAGCCCUUGCUUUCUCUCUCCAUCCCCUUCUCAGUUCUCCCACUAGUCUUACUGUCUCCGACUACAUUCUAUCUUUGUCCCGCCCCCUCCCCUGACAUCAGUCUGAAGAAGGGUCUCGACCCGAAACGUCGGCCAUUCCUUCUCUCCAGAGAUGCUGCCUCACCCGCUGAGUUACUCCAGCAUUUUGCGUCUACCAACAUCCGAUCUGUUAUUCUUCCAUUAUGGCAGAAUGAGCAGUCUUUGAAUGCUUCAACCUUCCAAGGUUGUGUUAAUUGCUCAUUAAGUUUACAGCCUUGCCUCAAAAUUAUUUUGCUGCUGCAGCAGCACAGGAGAGUUAUGUUUUUCGGUCUGCUGCACUUGACCAUAUCCCAAUGAAGAAUACAACCCACCAUGUAGCAUAAACCACUAGGUGCAGUUCCAAUAGCUGCAGGGAGCUGUUCCAUCCUUUUAACAUUUAAAUUUGUACAUUAUUAUAAAGUUUUCAGAACGGUGAUCUUAUCAAAGCUAUGUUUUACGUGAGAGCCUUCAUCUAAUGGAAGGGGAGCAGGGGUUGCUUUUAACAGUUCAGAUCCAACCUAUUGAGCAGAAAAGAAUGAAAUGUACUAGCAUUACCUUAAUAAACUGUGAUGGGUU